Messenger RNA from Setaria italica (foxtail millet), 1545 nucleotides. Its product is annotated as casein kinase II subunit alpha-2. The coding region runs from base 1 to 1221 and encodes 406 amino acids. The record is from RefSeq and is a predicted model, not a curated record. Lineage: Eukaryota; Viridiplantae; Streptophyta; Magnoliopsida; Poales; Poaceae. Gene Ontology annotation, molecular function: protein serine/threonine kinase activity; ATP binding. Gene Ontology annotation, biological process: protein phosphorylation. The transcript has 10 exons. Gene Ontology annotation, cellular component: protein kinase CK2 complex; cytosol; nucleus.
AUGGCCUGGUGCGCCCUGCGCAGCCGCGUCCUCCCGCUUCCGGCAGCCGCCGCCACCGCCGCGCCCCACGGCCUCCUCCUGCGCUUCCUCCUCUCCACCGCGGCCCCGCACUACCACCGGCGCCGCCGCGUCGCCCCCACGGCCCACGCCGCGGCAGCUGAGGCGCCGCUCCCCAUGACCCCCCGCUUCGGCCGGGCCACGCGGCACCCCGGGGGCGCCACCUCCGUGGCGCGCGUCUACGCGGACGCCAACGCGCAGCGGCCCAAGGAGUACUGGGAUUACGAGUCGCUCGACAUCCAGUGGGGGGAGCAGGAUGGGUACGAGGUGCUGCGGAAGGUGGGGAGGGGGAAGUACAGCGAGGUGUUUGAAGGCUUCCGGCCUGGAAGCGAUGAUAGAUGCAUCAUUAAGAUCCUCAAGCCCGUGAAGAAGAAGAAGAUAAAGAGGGAAAUAAAAAUACUUCAGAACUUAUAUGGAGGACCAAAUAUUGUAAAGCUACUUGAUGUUGUCAGAGAUGAGGAAUCAAAGACGCCCAGUCUGAUCUUUGAAUAUGUCAAUAACACUGACUUCAAAGUGCUCUACCCUGCACUAUCUGAUUAUGAUAUCAGAUAUUAUAUUUUUGAAUUAUUAAAGGCACUAGAUUAUUGUCAUUCACGGGGUAUCAUGCACCGAGAUGUCAAACCUCACAAUAUCAUGAUUGACCAUGAAAAACGCCAGCUUCGUCUUAUUGAUUGGGGUCUUGCAGAGUUCUAUCAUCCCAAGAUGGAAUACAAUGCUAGAGUUGCCUCAAGAUGCUACAAGGGUCCUGAACUUCUUGUGGAUUUGUUAGAUUAUGAUUACUCAUUGGAUUUGUGGAGCCUUGGUUGCAUGUUUGCAUCAAUGAUAUUCCGGGUGGACCCUUUCUUUAGUGGCCAGGAUAAUUAUGACCAGUUAGUGAAAAUAACUGAGGUUCUUGGCACAGAAGAUUUCUAUAACUACCUUGAAAAAUAUGGUCUCCAGCUUGACCCACAGCUGGAAAGACUUGUUGGAAGACAUAAUAGGAAACCAUGGACAAAGUUUGUCAAUGCUAGGAACAUACACCUAGUUAGCUCCGAGGCUAUCGAUUUGGUAGAUAAGCUCCUCCGGUACGAUCACCAGGAAAGGCCUACAGCAAAGGAAACCAUGGCUCAUCCAUAUUUCAAUCCAAUAAGAAGUUCCGAAAGCAGCAGGACAAAUUCACAAUAGCUACAGGAUGUGCAAAGGUGCACUUUCUUUUUUUUGUCAUGUGGCUCGAUACUGUGAUGCGAGGCAAAUGGCAUAUUUGACAAUUCUUUUGAACUGGUGCGAAAUAUGUAGAGAAAUGACUAUUAAGGCAGGUGUAUGGUUUGUCCAGCAUAAUGUCUUGGUCGGCAUGUAAGUGUCACAAUUUGUGUGUGAGUUAAUUAUUUUCAUCUGCUGACUGUUGUACUGGGAUGAAUUUAUAUCACCAGUGACCUUGAAUACCGCAUCACGUGGAGAGAAAAUUCAGGAUCACUUUCCUCAAUAUCAAAUGUUAUCUCAAUAGUACCA